UUUUUUUUUUUUUUGUCUCUUUUAGAUGAGUUAAUUUCCAAGGAAAUCCUGAGUGUUAAAACAGCCUAUAAAACUGACGCUAGCUCUUGUUGCCAUGGAGAUAUUACGUGCCAGGUGCUUUCAGUGCCUAGCAAUUCAUAGUUUUAUGAGACCUCUGCAUAGAGAUUACAGAGCAGCAACUCCUCAGAAUUUCUCCAGCUAUGAGUCCAUGAAAAAGGACUUCAAACUGGAGAUUCCAGAAUAUUUCAACUUUGCUGAAGAUGUCCUGGACCAAUGGACUAAUGUGGAAAAGGUUGGAAAGAGACCCUCCAAUCCAGCCUUCUGGUGGAUAAAUGGAAACGGAGAAGAGGGAGAUCCAGUAAUUGUGAUUCUGCCCAAGAUCCCAGAGUGGUGGCUUGCAAAUGUGGCCUGUUUGCGAACAG
Molecule: messenger RNA, 422 nt
Organism: Fukomys damarensis (Damara mole-rat)
Lineage: Eukaryota; Metazoa; Chordata; Mammalia; Rodentia; Bathyergidae
Product: acyl-coenzyme A synthetase ACSM3, mitochondrial
Exons: 3
Biological process (GO): acyl-CoA metabolic process; fatty acid biosynthetic process
Cellular component (GO): mitochondrial matrix
Molecular function (GO): fatty-acyl-CoA synthase activity; fatty acid ligase activity
Source: RefSeq, a predicted model, not a curated record